AAAUCGCCUCUUUCCUCCAGGUUUCCCUCGGUCUUCACCUCGCUCCUCGCACGCGCAGAGAGAGAGAGAGAGAGAGAGAGAGAGGCUCCGAAGUCCUUUCGCAGCCUCCAAUCGACGACUUCUCUCCCCUUCCUUCCUCAGGUAUCGCUCCCCAUUAUAUCUCUCCUCUGCUUCCGCUUGCUUCCCUCCUUCUCUCGGAUCCAUUUCUUGCGUCGUAGGCUCGACUCGUCCCGGUGAAGCAAAGAUGGUUGAUCAAGUUCAACACCCAACUGUCAUGCAGAAGGUAGCUGGCCAGCUCCUUCUGCGCACUAGUCUUUCUCAAGACACGCGAGGUUGUGAUGGGGCUUUCCAGAGGCCUGCUCUUUCCCAACGGCGUGCAUAUGGAAAUUACACCAAUGCUGCAUUGAAUUAUUCAACAGUGCCAGCAUGCAGAGCAUCCUCUGACUUGUCCAUGGUUGCAUCGACAGCAUCUCCUGUGUUUGUUCAUGCCCCAGCAGAGAAAGGACUUGCUGGCUUUGCCAUCGAUUUCCUGAUGGGUGGAGUCUCUGCCGCUGUAUCCAAGACGGCAGCUGCUCCCAUUGAGCGUGUGAAGCUUCUAAUUCAGAACCAGGAUGAGAUGAUUAAGACUGGUAGGCUGUCUGAACCAUACAAGGGCAUUGGUGAUUGUUUUGGGAGGACAAUAAAGGAUGAGGGAUUCGGUUCCUUGUGGAGGGGGAACACUGCUAAUGUUAUCCGUUAUUUCCCCACUCAGGCCUUGAACUUUGCAUUCAAGGAUUACUUCAAGAGGCUGUUUAACUUCAAGAAAGACAAGGAUGGCUACUGGAAGUGGUUUGCUGGUAACUUGGCAUCAGGAGGCGCGGCUGGUGCUUCUUCCCUUCUGUUUGUGUACUCCCUGGACUAUGCCCGUACGCGUCUGGCCAAUGAUGCAAAGGCUGCCAAGAAGGGUGGAGAGAGGCAGUUCAAUGGUCUUGUUGAUGUUUACAGAAAGACACUGGCUUCUGAUGGUAUUGCUGGCCUUUACCGUGGUUUCAACAUCUCUUGUGUUGGAAUUAUUGUGUACCGUGGACUCUACUUUGGAAUGUACGAUUCUUUGAAGCCAGUUCUCUUGACUGGAACUUUACAGGAUAGUUUCUUUGCUAGCUUUGCUCUUGGCUGGCUCAUCACAAAUGGUGCUGGGCUUGCAUCCUAUCCAAUUGACACUGUUCGCAGAAGAAUGAUGAUGACCUCUGGUGAAGCUGUCAAGUACAAGAGUUCCCUGGAUGCUUUCUCCCAAAUUCUGAAGAAUGAGGGUGCCAGGUCUCUCUUCAAGGGUGCUGGUGCAAACAUCCUCCGUGCCGUUGCUGGUGCUGGUGUGCUUGCAGGUUAUGACAAGUUGCAGCUUAUUGUAUUCGGCAAGAAGUUUGGAUCGGGAGGUGCCUAAGCAAGUGGGGUUGUGCCUUUUAGAUUUAGACGGUGAUGAAAAUCUCGAGUUCUAAUAAUUUACUCCGGCAAAUUUUUUUAUGGAAUAAUUUUGAGUUAGAGGGAGACACUCCCAAACCAGUUGUUACUUUUUGGCUCGAAUUUUUGGUCCCAUCAAGAUGUGAUUUAUUGGAGCGGCAAGAGUUCCUUUGCCGCUUGGAACGUCAAUGACAUGAAAUGAGUUAUUUUUCUUAAGGUACUCAUCUAGUGUUUACUAGAUUGAGGGCAAAGGUCUUUGUUGGAUCCCUCUGUUUCAUUUUAAAUCUAGCUGUAUGCUAUCCUUGAUUUGGUCAUAUUUUCCUGGAUUGAUGAAAGUAGUCGGGUACAGAUUCCUAUGUGCAGGCAUUA
Messenger RNA from Eucalyptus grandis, 1806 nucleotides. Its product is annotated as ADP,ATP carrier protein 1, mitochondrial-like. Gene Ontology annotation, cellular component: mitochondrial inner membrane. Lineage: Eukaryota; Viridiplantae; Streptophyta; Magnoliopsida; Myrtales; Myrtaceae. The record is from RefSeq and is a predicted model, not a curated record. Gene Ontology annotation, molecular function: ATP:ADP antiporter activity. The transcript has 4 exons. Gene Ontology annotation, biological process: mitochondrial ATP transmembrane transport; mitochondrial ADP transmembrane transport. The coding region runs from base 245 to 1420 and encodes 391 amino acids.